Messenger RNA from Drosophila serrata, 2898 nucleotides. RefSeq lists its product as uncharacterized. NCBI's taxonomy places the organism in Eukaryota, Metazoa, Arthropoda, Insecta, Diptera, Drosophilidae. Gene Ontology annotation, cellular component: nucleus. Gene Ontology annotation, biological process: intracellular signal transduction; positive regulation of apoptotic process. Gene Ontology annotation, molecular function: protein serine/threonine kinase activity. The record is from RefSeq and is a predicted model, not a curated record.
AUGAAUUUCUUUGGCGUCUUUAUUACGCUCGCUAUCUGUGCGCUCUGUGGAUUAACCCAAGCGGAUAUAUCGCUCAAACUGCGCCAGCAGCAACAGCAGCAGCAGUUCCAGGAGAGCAACUAUGGCAACUCCGGCUACCAGAUCUUCGAGGUUCACAACCACUUUGCGGGCAAGGGUCCAGCCUAUCUGCCACCCCACAAGCAGAUCCAGCAACAGCAGGUGCAGGUCCAACAGCAGGUUCAGGUUCAGGCCCAGGCUGCAGCUCCAUCUCUGGUCCAUGGCCACGAUGACAGUUUGGCUGUGUCCUUCCUGAACUUUGCCGAUGCCCCAGCCCCUGCUCCGGCUACGUCUGCAUCCGCAUCGGCGUCUGCGUCAUCAGUUGCCGUGCCUUUCCCAUCCAACUACCAGCAUGAUUUCCAGCGCGAGGAGCCUGCUCCAGUUACAGCUUCUGUUUCUGCUCCAGCUGCAGUCUCUUCUUCGGCGGCCUUCAGUGGCCAGAGCUACUUGCCGCCCACAGUGCAGUCCCAGCCCCAAGUGGUUCCCCAGCAGCAGCAGCAACAGCAGCAAUACCUGGCACCCUCCGUCGCCCAAGAGGUUUCCCAGCCUGUUUCCAAUUACCAGGCUCCGGAUUACCUUCCGCCAACAGCCACGCCCAUCAGCUACCAACAGCAGCCUCAGCAGCAGCCACAACAGGUAUUUCAGGGACCAACUUACCUGCCACCAGUGAGCACGGCCAGCAGCAGCAGCGUUGCAGUUAGCAGCACUGCUUCCGUCCAGGCUCAAAGCGCGGCCGAUUUCCAAGCUCCGGGCUAUCUGCCACCUCAGCAGCAGCAGGUGCAGCAAGUGCAGCAAGUGCAGCAAGUGCAGCAAGUGCAGCAAGUGCAGCAAGUCCAGCAAGUGCAGCAAGUCCAGCAAGUGCAGCAAGUCCAGGUGCAACAGCAGCAGCAAAUUGCCGGGCAGUCUCAGGAAUACCAGGCUCCUGGCUAUCUGCCGCCUGGCUAUGACUACUCCAAUCCUGAUCGGCUGCCCUUGUCGCUGACCCAAUCCGUGGCCCUCCAGCAGAGUGUCGCCUCCGUGCAGAGUGUGGCUUCUGUGGAACAGGCCGCUGGCGAGUAUCGUGCCCCUGGCUACUUGCCACCUGGCUACGAUGAGCCACGUCCUCAGGUCCAGACACAGAUCCAGGCCCAGCCGCAGAUCACCUACCAGCAGCAGCAGCCACAACAACAGAUCCAAGUGCAACAGCAGCAGCAGCACCAUCAGCACCAGGUGCAGCAGCAGCAACACCAGCAGCAGGUGACAGCUGUCGCUUCCGCACAGGCUACCGUGAGUCAUCCAGGCGCCUUGCCCGAUGGCUACGACUUCAUCAAACCCGAUAAUGCCGAGGCGGCCAUUGCCGAGCUACACAGCCUCCAGACACAGACCAAGCUGCUCAAGCAGCAGCAAGAGCAACAGUUGCUGCUUCAACAACAGCAGCAGCAACAGCAACAGCAGCAGCAACAUCAACAGCAGCAACAUCAUCAGCAGCAGCAGCAGCAACAUCAUCAUCAGCAACAACAUGUCAUUGUGCAGUCCCAGUUGCAGGUGUCGCAGCAGCAACAGGGCGCCGAUAUCGUCUAUGGUCGUCCCAAGGCCCAGGCACAGCCAGUGGCUCCUCAGCACUUCACGGCCCCGGGUUAUCUGCCUCCAUCCACUGCUCCCGCUCUGGCUCCUGUUCCCGUUUCCGCACCUGCACCUCUUCCAGUUUCCAUUCCAGCUCCAGCUCCCUUGCCAGCACCAGCUCCGGCUUUGGCCCCUGUCUCCGUUUCCGUUUCGAGCUCUUACCAGCAUCAGCAUCAGCACCACCAUCAUCAUCAGCAGCAGAAGCAGCAAUAUAGAGCUUCCGGCUAUCUGCCACCAUCACCUGCUCCGGCUCCCGUUCAUGUGGCAGCUCCAGCUCCGGCACCCGUCCAUGUGGCAGCUCCAGCUCCAGCUCCCGUCCAUGUAACAGCUCCUGCUCCAGCUCCCGCACCUGUUCGCAUCGCAGCUCCCGCUCCCGCUCCUAUUGCCCUGCCCGCACCUGCACCCACACAGGUGACCCACAUCCACUCCCUGAGGAGCUACAUGAACACCGUCCAGCCCUUCGCCCGCUACGCACAGCCUGUGAGUGUCCGCCAGCAACACCAUCACCAUGUUCAUCACCAAGUGCAACAGCAGGUGCAGCAGCAGGUGCAGCACCAGCACCAGCAUCAUCACCACCAACAGCAGGUGGUCGAGGUGGCGCCCAUGUACCGUGAGCAGUCCAAGCGUCCCCGCUUCUAUGCCCCCGCCUUUGUGAGCAACGCUGUGCCCCGCCAGCCGCAACAGCAUUUGCAUCAUCACUACCAUCGCGUGGUGCAGAGCCAGAAGCUCCAGCCCAUUCCCGUCUCCAUUCCGGCACCGACGCCCACGCUGAGCUUCAAGGCACAGCAGUCGCUGCAGAAGUUCAUGCCCAAGGAUGUCCAGGUGGCGGUGAAUGUUGCUAUGGCGGCCACUGCUCCAGUGGCUGCUCCUCCUUCACUGCGUGGCAGUUCUCGGGUGCGAACCGUUCAGAUUGUGAAGCCCCAUGCAACGCGCACGUUCAAGGUGCUGGAGACCCUCGACCACGCCGGUGUCAAGACCAUCAAGAUCCUGGGUGCCAGCAAUGAACAGCCCCAGGGGCGUCAUCAUGUGGUCAAGGUGGUCACCCAGAAUGCCCACAGCGGUGUGGAGAGUCAUGUCCAAACGGUGAAGAUCUUCGAUGACCAGGCACCACUCAGACUCCAGGCUCAGCCCCAGCAGAUUGGUGGAGGAGGAGCCUACCUGCCGCCGGCACGUCCCAGGACCAGGAUCGUCCGACAGGCCAGCAAGCCACUGCGUCUGUAUCCCGUGGCCAGCCUGUGA